Didymella exigua CBS 183.55 is the source of this 1224-nucleotide messenger RNA. RefSeq lists its product as uncharacterized. The transcript has 2 exons. The record is from RefSeq and is a predicted model, not a curated record. The annotation marks the transcript as partial. Lineage: Eukaryota; Fungi; Ascomycota; Dothideomycetes; Pleosporales; Didymellaceae.
GAGCACCUUCCACCUACGCGCGAUAUGGUUCAACAUUUCGCCUCUAUUAUCUGCGGAUUUGAGGUUGGGAAGACCUGGGUUACACGCUUCGUCCAGCGGCAUCACAAAGCGCUUACUCCACAGUGGACCUCCGCCAUGGCCUCCGAACGUCACGCCGCUGAUUCCUAUAGUAAGUACAGCUUGUACUUUGACAUGUUAGAGCUUAAAAUAAGCAAGAAGGGCAGCUUCUUCUUAUUAUUUUGGCCUGCUUGGCUGCAAUUAUUUACUAAAGACAACAUACUUAAAGCCUUCAAGGCAACAGGCCUUCAGCCGCUUAAUCGCGAUAAAGUACUCAAGCGCUUCCCCAAAGGAGCUGCCACUCCGUCCACCCCUCCGCCGCCCAAGGCAGGUACAACAGCACGCAAAAUAAUAAGGAAGUUAGACUCUGUUGUGGGCAAUAGGUACUCUAAUAAAGCAAGAGCUCUCUGCCACGAGGUACACCACCUCACGAUUAAGAAUGAGCUGCUUAACAAUAACGUACAAGGCCUUACAGAGUUGCUUUUAAUUAAGAAGAAGCAGGAUAAGAAAAGCAAAGCGCUCACUUUAGUUAAGCCAUUAUUAGACUACUGGGGUGGCGCGAAGUGGUGGUUGCCUCAAUUGUUCAAGGAAGCCCGCCACAGAGAGCAGAUUAUAAAGGAGACCGCGCAUGCAGAGAAGCUUGAAAAGGCUAAUGUCAAAGAGCUUAAAGCUGCUAAUAAGCUAUACAACGACAAGAUCAAAGAACAGAAGCGCGAGGCGGCUGCUGCGGCGAAGGAAGUGCGUGACCGCAAGUGCGCGGAGGAACGCGUAGCGAUCGAUGCUCGCAAAGCUCAAAGACUCAAGGAUAAACAAGCUCGCGACGCUCAAAAAGCCAGCCAAUUGCCUAACAAAGGCAAGCGCAAAGCUUCAAAAGCACCUCAGGCACCUGCAGCCAAAAAGCGUCGUUCUGCGCAGCCUCGAAGUGGUGCUGUUGCUGCAGCGGCUGCUCCGCCUCGCGGCACUCACACAACCCGCAGCGGCCGCACCGCAACAUUAUAUAAAUAGUGCUUUUGGCAAAUGAAUUGCAUAUAUUAAUUGACUAUAAUACUAACAAACCUCGUGAUAAUUACUAUUGUGGCUGUUUCUACAGCCUCAUUUUGCUAUGGUGCGUGAGGUGGGUGCUGCGUGCGGAACGCGGAACCGUGCGGCACGAGCUCCGGCACGGUA